This is a messenger RNA of Aspergillus homomorphus CBS 101889, 1574 nucleotides long. RefSeq lists its product as uncharacterized. The transcript is spliced from 7 exons. The record is from RefSeq and is a predicted model, not a curated record. NCBI's taxonomy places the organism in Eukaryota, Fungi, Ascomycota, Eurotiomycetes, Eurotiales, Aspergillaceae. The coding region runs from base 169 to 1572 and encodes 467 amino acids.
GUUCAAUCCGUCGUUUACUCGUCGCUUUGCAAUUCAUGAUCGACCGCGUCAUGCUGUGUCCACCUCUGCUUGAAUGGCUCACUUCAACAACCUACAUUAAUUUUCUCGCGGAUUGCCUCCUUUCUCCUAUUUCUUUAUCCUGAAGGUACUUCCUCGCUCAUACCAUAGAUGGCCGCACUGCUGCACGGCCUCUGGUAUGAGCAUGGGUUGUUCGGUUCGCAUCUAACCCUGAGUUAUGAGUCGAUUGACAUAGAAUCCUCCGAAGUCCUUGUGAAACAGUGGGGUCCCCAUUGUGAGGAGGGCUAUGUUUUCCUCAGUCCGCGUGGUCAUAGCUAUCCCGAACCAGCCCCCCUGAUAUAUGAUUAUCGAGGGAAUCUAGUCUGGAUGGGGCGCGCAUUCGGGGAGUUCAUGGAUCUGAAGAUACAGCAGUACAAAGGCCAGGAUUAUCUCACUUUCUGGGCCGGCGAGUUCGAUGGCACGCGAGGCAUUGGCCAAUACUACAUGGUGGACGGGGGGAUCUAUGACAGUCUCUUCCAGGGGAUAGAAGUCGAGACGGGCGAGCUGCUCUUCGAGUGGCGUGCGAGCGACCACUACGCUGCUCACGAAUCAUACUUCUUCCUCGUCGACAAGGGCUCGUCAUCUUCUCCGCAGGACGCCUACGAUUACUGCCACAUCAACAGUAUCGACAAACAUCCGGAGGACGGAAGUUAUCUUAUUUCGUCCCGUUACAUGCACAGUGUCAUCUGCAUCAGUGCAACGGGAGAGACUCAGUGGGUGCUAGGCGGAAAUGCAACACCUUCCGGGCACGACGCACGCUGGUACUCGGAGGAAGUUCUCACAUUGCUAGACAACGGGGCCCACGAGCACUUGGACAGCCGCGGCUACUCUCGAAGGCUCAUGAUCCAGCUGGAAUUCGACGAUUGGACAGCAGACACCCUCCAUGUCUACGACAGCCCCGGCCGCUUCAGCAGCCACUCCCAUGGCAGCCUGCAGGUUCUCUCGCGGACGGGGAACACUGACUGCAGCGUCGAUGGCGACCUCCUCUGCAAGUUCCACUGGGGGCCCCGCAAGUCCCACUGGAUCGGCCGGCCGCGCAAUCCUCCGGAUGUCGAAGUGGACGAGAACUCGCGCACGGCGUACGUGAGUUGGAAUGGAGCUACGGAUGUGGCGGGCUGGGCGUUGCAGCGGGCCAGCAAUGGUAGUGACUUGGAGGGGGAGUUUGAGAGCAUCCACUACGGACCGAAGGAGGGAUUUGAAACGGCUGUGGGACUUGUUGGGGAGGGUUACUUUCUGCUGGUGGCAGUAGAUUUCGAGGGUAACCAUAUGGGAGCGACGAGGUUUUUCGAGGCUAUGCUGGCAGCAGGAGCACAGAAUACGGCCGAAACGAUCAAAUCGUCCUUCUCCAUCUUCUCCGAGGGAGUCUUCCAAUUGACGCUCUUGGUCAUCUGCGCCACGGGGGCACUGUCGACGGCCGUGUGGACGGGGCGAAGACGGCUCCUGGAGACUUUGACAGCUGCUUGUCAGCGGUUCAAGACUUAUUCAGGCGUCGUGAAGCAUGAGCUUGCAUGUUGAUU